GAGACCUUAAGCCCGUACCAUUUACCUCUGAAGCCCACAUCACACUUUUAGGGGAUAAAAGGAAGAAAACUAGGGGUAAGAAUCCUGGAGCCUGUGGAGCAAACAGCAGCUGCACUGCUCAACCUCAGCGCCAAUAUGUUGUACCUGGAGACCAAUGCUCCCUCAUCCUACAGCGAGCCUCAGUAUACAAGCCUGGGGCUUCUCAACAGCAUGGAUCAAAAUGGGGGCUCCACAUCCACCAGCCCCUACAACAACGAUCAUGCUCAAAACAAUGUGACCGCACCAUCGCCCUAUGCCCAGCCCAGCUCCACCUUUGAAGCCCUCUCUCCAUCACCUGCCAUCCCAUCCAACACAGACUACGCUGGCCCACACACCUUUGACGUGUCCUUCCAGCAGUCCAGCACAGCCAAAUCUGCAACCUGGACGUACUCCACAGAGUUGAAGAAGCUGUACUGUCAGAUUGCCAAAACAUGUCCUAUUCAAAUCAAGGUCCUAACCAACCCACCCCAGGGUGCAGUCAUACGGGCCAUGCCUGUCUAUAAGAAAGCAGAGCAUGUUACUGAGGUGGUCAAACGAUGCCCGAACCACGAGCUGAGCAGAGAGUUCAAUGACGGCCAAAUAGCCCCACCCAGUCACCUUAUUAGGGUUGAGGGGAACAGUCACGCUCAAUACGUGGAGGAUUCCAUUACUGGGCGUCAAAGUGUGCUGGUGCCUUAUGAGCCCCCUCAGGUGGGCACAGAGUUCACAACCAUCUUGUACAAUUUCAUGUGUAACUCCAGCUGUGUUGGCGGAAUGAACAGGCGGCCAAUUCUCAUCAUUGUCACAUUGGAAACCAGAGAUGGUCAGGUUUUGGGUCGACGGUGUUUUGAGGCUCGUAUCUGUGCGUGCCCUGGACGUGACCGCAAAGCUGACGAGGACAGCAUCCGCAAACAGCACGUCACCGAUGGCACAAAGAGCAGUGAGGCUUUCCGUCAAGCCUCUUCUCACCUAUCCCAGCUAAACUCCAUCAAGAAACGAAGAUCUACAGACGAGGAAGUGUUUUGUCUGCCUAUUAAAGGCCGUGAAAUCUAUGAGAUUUUGGUGAAAAUCAAAGAGUCUUUGGAACUCAUGCAGUUCCUCCCUCAGCAGACUAUUGAGUCAUACAGACAGCAGCAGCAGAACCUACUGCAGAAACAGAGCUCUCUGCCACCCCAGCCUGCAUUCGGCUCCAGCUCGCCCACCCUCGGCAAGAACAAACUGCCCUCUGUCAGUCAACUCAUCAACCCCCAACAGCGCAACGCUCUCACCCCAUCCGGCAUGCCAGGAGGACUCACUGACAGUUUAUUACAGUCUCAACCCUUUCCCCUUCCUUCAGUGACCCCUCCUAUGAUGGGUGGCCCUGUUCCUAUGAACACAGACCUGAGCUCCUUGAGCCCCAACAACCCCCUCCAGUCACAGUUACAAAUGGUGCCUUCAUCCCACUGCACACCUCCACCACCCUACCCGAUGGACAACAGCAUUUCCAGUUUCCUGUUGAGGCUGGGCUGCUCGGCCUGUUUGGACUAUUUCACAGCCCAAGGACUGACCAAUAUCUACCAGAUUGAGAAUUAUAACUUAGAGGACUUGUCCAGGCUGAAGAUCCCCACAGAAUUCCAGCACAUCAUCUGGAAAGGCAUCAUGGAGUACCGGCAGACCAUGGAGUUUUCUCCCCCUCCCCACAUCUUGCGCACCUCUAGCGGGACAUCCACUGUCAGCGUGGGCUCCACUGAAGCCCGAGGCGAGCGCGUGAUCGACGCCGUGCGCUUCACCCUCCGUCAGACCAUCUCCUUCCCUCCGCGGGAUGACUGGACCGAUUUCUCCUUCGAUCUGGCCCCUGAUUCACGCCGCAACAAGCAGCAGCGCAUCAAGGAGGAAGGAGAAUGAACAGAGUACAUGACUGUACACAAUACAACAACAGUGCACAUUUACUGUACACACACACACACACAUGCGCGCUCUGUUUAAUAGAAACACACUUGGUGUUGGUCCAGAUCGUUUCACAGGUUUCUUCUGCAAGUGAUGAUUUCAAAAAAGAAAAGAAAAAAAAAAGCUGUGAGCCUCAUAGUCUAGUUCACUUAAACGGGCAGAUCAAAUGCACUUAAAGUCCUUUUAUAGUUUCAUUUUGCUUCUGAUGAAUUUAUCUGGAUGUCAUUUCAAGACCCUCCUACUUUUUUUUUUUUUUGGACCGCAAGCAGCUCUGGCUGAGGGGAAAUGGUGCUUUGCUAAAUUGUGCUGUCAUUUUUUUUCCUGUUUCUCGAGACAGAGCACUUAAGAAAUGCUGACAUGUUUCCACUCGCAGAAUACACACUCAACAGCUGGGCUUUUCCUUUGUUUUAAACAUGGCCAAAGGUAUAUUUCUAUAUGUUACUGUUCUUUGUUUGUUUGUAUACAGCGUUCGUCUCUCAGCAGGAGCUUUAGUGUUAAUUGUACGCUUUGUUCUGACGAUCAUUCCUUGCGGUUGAACAAUGUCAUUUUAAAAAAAAAAAACACUUGACUGUCAGUUUUGAUUGUAUGUAUUUCAAUUCGCACAUGUUUUAUUUUUUGCAGAAAGUGUUAUUCAUCCAUUUUUAUGUUUGGUGUAAGAUGUAGCCUCUAUGUACUACUGUAAACCCUUCUUUGUAUCUACUAUGUGAACACUGAGAUUACUAUUGACCUGCAGUGUGUAAGUAUUGCAUUGAAUAUCAUGAACUGCUGUUUACUGGCCUUAAAGUAUACAAGUGAUUGACAUUAGCCGGUGUGUUUGAACAUGUGGCGUCAGUAUUUUUUUUUUUAAACAAAUUUCUAAUUCACUUGAUUCUCAUAAGCGGCAAUAUUGUACAGUUUUUGUUUUUUAUUUCACUUUCAUUUGCCAACUUAAUUGUUUUUCAAACUAUUAAUAAGGAAUUCUUGUAAAUAUGUUGCAAUGUACUUAUUUUGAUAUAAACAAAAAUAAAACAAAUAUCAGUC
Molecule: messenger RNA, 2964 nt
Organism: Danio rerio (zebrafish)
Lineage: Eukaryota; Metazoa; Chordata; Actinopteri; Cypriniformes; Danionidae
Gene: tp63
Product: tumor protein p63, transcript variant alpha 1
Biological process (GO): apoptotic process; anatomical structure morphogenesis; regulation of DNA-templated transcription
Cellular component (GO): cytoplasm; nucleus
Molecular function (GO): DNA-binding transcription factor activity; DNA binding; transcription cis-regulatory region binding
Source: RefSeq, marked validated